Hemibagrus wyckioides is the source of this 1951-nucleotide messenger RNA. It is a transcript of the gene sh2d4bb, whose product is annotated as SH2 domain containing 4Bb. The transcript is spliced from 8 exons. Bases 269 to 1780 code for a protein of 503 amino acids. The record is from RefSeq and is a predicted model, not a curated record. Gene Ontology annotation, cellular component: cytoplasm. NCBI's taxonomy places the organism in Eukaryota, Metazoa, Chordata, Actinopteri, Siluriformes, Bagridae.
GUGUGUGAGAGAGAGAGAGAGAGAGAGAGAGAGAAGCAGGUAGAGGGGUGAAAUUAAAACCCUUAGGGAAGCUACGCAAUGAAGCAAAACCAGGAGAAAGUGAGCAAGUGGCAGAAAAAAGAGGCUGCAAGACACUAGAGGAAGAAAAAGAGGACAAUUGUGGAAAAGAGUGUAUGGGAAAUAAAACGUGGCCAGAGAAAGUUCUAGACGUAAGGUGUGGCAGGGCUGCUGGUAAGCAUGUGGCUUUUAUGUGAAAUAUUUCUUCCCUAUGUUAAACAGAGCACACUCUGGGCCUUCCUUGCCAUUUAAAGCCUAUAGUCUUCCUCCCCCUGGGGAAGCCUUCUUCAAUCAAGACUUGAACCACAAGGAAAAGGAUUACAAGCGUGAUCGCUACACAGCCGUCAAGAUGAUGCAGCAAAUUCUUCAAGAUAUGUACAUCGAGCCAGAUCUGCUACAUGAGCUAAAUGAGGAACAGAAGCAGAUUCUCUUCUAUAAGAUCCGUGAGGAGCAGGUGCGCCGCUGGAACGAGAGAGAGAGCAGAGACCCCUGUCCAAAAGUCCGCAAGAGAAGUGACCGUAGAGGCAUUCAGUGGCUGCUGGGCUCUGAUGGUGAGGUGUGGGUCUGGGUCAUGGGGGAGGCCCAGGGAGACAAACCCUACACUGACAUAGUAGAAGAGCUGAUGGAGGAAAGGGCCAGGAAACAGGCCCAACGAGAGGCACUGGAGCUCUGGCGUAUGAAGGAAGCAGAGAUUGAAAAGAAGUUUCGGGAUGCCAUGGCAAAGGAGAAGGCUCGGUUUGUCGCAGGGAAAUGGAGGGAGGAGACAGAUGACAGAAAGGCAGCCAAGCAAGAGGAGGAGGAAGAGGAUCGUAUUCGAGAGGAGCUGAAGAAAUGUGAGCAGGAGGAGAGACAGAGAGGUGAGGAGGAAAUCCGACAAACAGAGGAAAGGCGAGCGAAGGAACUGUUCAUCUCUCUGAAGCAGGAAGAAAAGAGAAGCGAAAGGGAUGACAAGGAAUGGCAGGAACAAUUGCGCCGCUCCAAAGCGGCUGAUGAGGAGAUGAAGUCUAAAGCUCGCCGCGCCAGAGAUGAGUACAAACGCCAGUCCCUGCGCGCCAUCGAGAAAGGCCUUGUGGCUGGUCUAAGUGGACUGUUCCAGAAGACGCAUCUGAAUGGCUCGAGUCAGAACCGCCGCCACAGUGACGUCAUCGAUCGGCCAUCAACUACUCCAUCUGAUGCUAGCCAAUCGCAACCAGCUGUUGGAAGUGCAGUUGCCCCUGUCCAGUGCCGCCGCAGACAGAACCGCAGAUACAGCAGCCCACAUACACAGUCAAUAACAGAGGGCCCAGUGUGGAUUCGGCCACCUAGGCCAAUGUCUCGUGAAUCCAUCAUACGGUGGUUUAAGGAGGAACAAAAGCCCAGAAGAGCAGGCUAUGAGAGGAGCAGCGACAACAUUGCCCCUUGGUUCUAUGGGAUCAUCUCUCGGCAAGAUUCGGAGUCCUUGCUAAUGAAUGCUUCUGAAGGCUGUUUCCUAGUCAGAGUGAGUGAAAGGAUCUGGGGAUACACUCUGUCCUACCGGACAGCCUCUGGCUUCAAACACUUUCUCAUCGAUGCCUCGGGUGAUUACUACAGCUUCCUUGGGGUGGACCAAAACCGCCAUGCUACUUUAGCUGACCUCAUCGACUUCCAUAAGGAGGAGGUGAUAACCACAUCUGGAGGAGAGCUGCUGCUGGACUCUUGCAAGCUUAGAGGCUCCACGCCAGAUUAUGGAGGACUCUUUCAGUGACUCUUUCCUCCAUUCUCAUCUUGUAAUACUCUGACUUUAACCUUGACAAAAUAGUUAAGCACUGCAUCACAUAGAAGCACAGUGAUUUCCCUCAUGAUCACAUCCUUGUGGCCAAUCACCACACCUCAUGCCUUUGUCAAGAGAAAAUAAAACUACUUAUUUCUAUUCUAA